CCCAGCUCCCUGGAUGGGCUGGCUCCCCACUCGACUGCCAGCCCAAGGCAGGACCUGAGGUCUGAGCUCUGCCCUGCCUGUACGAUGCCAAGAACGCAGCUCUGAGCUGACUGAGGGUAACACUUUCCUGGAGCAGAAAUCUGAUAUCCAACACUCUUGGCUUUGAACAAAAUGGAGGACUUGAAAUAUGACGGCACGGAGCGCCUGGCUGUGGACUACGUGGAGGGGAUUCUGCAGCCCAAGCCCACCUGUGACACCUGGGAUCAGAUCUGGAACUUCCGAGCCAGGCCUGAUGACCUGCUCAUUUCCACCUACCCAAAAGCAGGAACAACCUGGACGCAGGAGAUCGUGGACUUGAUACAAAACGAGGGUGAUAUUGACAGAAGCCAGCGGGCACCUACUCACGAGCGAUUCCCCUUCAUCGAGUGGAAAAUCCCGGGCAUGGAAUCUGGCUUGGAACAAGCUAAUGCAAUGCCCUCACCACGGAUCCUGAAGACGCACCUUCCCAUCCACUUGCUGCCACCAUCCUUCCUGGAGAAAAACUGUAAGAUAAUCUAUGUAGCAAGAAACCCCAAGGACAGCAUGGUGUCUUAUUACCACUUCCACAGGAUGAAUAAAGGGCUUCCUGCUCCAGGAACCUGGGAAGAGUACUUUGAGAGUUUUCUGGCUGGGGACGUGUGUUGGGGCUCCUGGUACGAGCACGUGAAGGGAUGGUGGGAUGCCAAGGACCAGCACCGCAUCCUCUACCUCUUCUACGAGGACAUGAAGAGGAACCCAAAGCAUGAAAUUCUGAAGCUGGCAGAAUUUACUGGAAAGAGCCUAGAUGAUAAAGUUCUGGAUAAAAUUGUCCAUUACAGUUCAUUUGACGUCAUGAAGCAGAACCCGAUGGCAAACUACACGUCGAUUCCAGCUCCAUUCAUGAACCACUCUAUUUCUCCAUUCAUGAGAAAAGGGGCCGUGGGAGAUUGGAAGAAUCACUUCACUGUGGCCCAGAACGAGAGAUUUGAUGAAGAUCACAAGAGGAAGAUGACUGACACCACUCUAACUUCCCACAUCCGAUUCUUGUAAGGAAGAAAAAGAACCAGAGUCCAUCAGUGUGAAAGCUAAUUAUCCCGACCACGUGACACUGGAUUCAGGUGGUCACACUAGUGCUCCCUGUGUUUGCUUUUGUUCACCCUAAAAAAAGUGACAGGGCUAUCAGAGGUCAGGGCAAGGUGGAGGGUGGGCAGGGUGGCAGCGUGAAAACCAUGGCCUCAUUGCUAAUUAUCAUCACAUGUCAAUUUUCCACAGAUCGUGCGCUUGUUAACGUAUUAAAAAUGCUUCGGUCAUCACACAGAAACACACUAAAAUUUACAGAUUAAGUUCAAGCCAAUUUUUAAAUGCAGCACUAAAAUGUGUAAACAGUUACUUCUAGCAAUUUCUUGGUAGCCAAGUAACCAUCAGGUGACUCUGUUUCUAAGUAACUCCAGAGCAUCCACCCCAGCCUCUCACCGCAGCCUCUGCAUUUAAUGGGACCCACCCCCCCAGCCCAGCCGCGCCGCAAUCCAACCCGGCCUCCCACCUUAACCUCCCUCCCUCCAGCGCCUCCGCAAUCCUGCUCUAAUCCAUCAGCAACAUCCGUUGGUUUUACUUCCAGGAAGUCUCAUCUCUACAGCCAUCCCCCUGGUUCAGAAGCCUCUCCCUCUUGCCUAUAAGCUACCUAACUCAUUUCUCUGUUCAUCAUACAUCUGCCAAGCUUGUUUUCCAACAAGACUCAUUAUAUUUCUCUUUAGCUCAGAGUCCUUCAAUGAUUCUGAAUAUUUGCUGCCUAGAAGAUAAAUCCCAAGCUUUUUAGCCAUGAAUUCAAAGGCAGCUACAACCAUACGACGCAGUUGACUGACCUUCCAAACCACCUUCCAGCUGGAUUUCAUUCUGCCAGGCACCCUCCUUGCCUCAGCGACGAGUCCCCGCGCUGGGCCCAAGCGCAUCUCACAGGUUCCCAGACGAUAGUUUCACUUUCACCCCGCCUCCUCCUGACGUUUCCUUUCCUUCCUUCCUACCCAUCCAAAA
Messenger RNA from Delphinapterus leucas (beluga whale), 2049 nucleotides. Its product is annotated as sulfotransferase 1C4. NCBI's taxonomy places the organism in Eukaryota, Metazoa, Chordata, Mammalia, Artiodactyla, Monodontidae. The record is from RefSeq and is a predicted model, not a curated record. Gene Ontology annotation, molecular function: sulfotransferase activity.